GUAGAUCCAUUCAAGAUAGCUAAGAUGUCUGCUCCUACAGCAAUCAAAAGUACCAUAAAUGAGCCAACUGUAUCACAAGUUGGAUUAAAAGAUGCACAUGAUGAUGAUGAUGACGAAAUGAUCGAUGUCAACGCCAUACCCACCGGGGAAACUGCACAAGAAGACAUUUCAUCAUCUCAGAAGCAAGAGACUGCUGGAGUAGUUUUUGAUGAAAGUGGAAAACCCAAGUUCACGGCUGCUUCCAAAAGUGGCAUGAAAGUAAAGCUUGAAUCCAGAAAGGUUCCGGUACCACCACAUAGAAUGACUCCUUUGAAGAACACAUGGCCAAAAAUAUAUCCUCCAUUAGUGGACCACUUAAAAUUACAGGUGAGAAUGAACUUAAAAACCAGGACAGUGGAAAUGAAAACCAACAAAAGUACCACAGAUCAAGGUGCGUUACAAAAGGGGGCUGACUUCGUUAAGGCAUUCACCUUGGGAUUCGACGUUGAUGACGCUAUUGCAUUGUUAAGAUUGGACGAUUUGUAUAUCGAGACCUUUGAAGUGAAAGAUGUCAAGACUUUAACGGGUGACCAUUUAUCCAGAGCCAUCGGUAGAAUUGCUGGUAAAGACGGUAAGACCAAGUUUGCUAUUGAGAAUGCCACCAGGACCAGAAUUGUGUUGGCGGACUCCAAGAUUCAUAUUUUAGGAGGUUUCACCCAUAUUAGAAUGGCAAGAGAAGCAGUGGUAUCGUUGAUUUUAGGUUCCCCUCCAGGAAAAGUGUACGGGAACUUGCGUACAGUUGCAUCCAGAAUGAAGGAACGUUACUAGAUUCAACUUCUCAUUGCAUUAUAUUAUCUGUGUAUAUUACUUUAACCUUUUCUUAAUUAACAAAAAGCUUAUCAUAAGUCGUCUAGUAAAUCUUGAGAGAAAUCAUCCACGACUUCAGCAUUCUCAAAUAAAUGGGGUUUCAACUCAUCUAGAAUAAGCUUCUUUUGCAUGGCAUAUGCAUCCUCUCCAUCCUGAUAAUAUGACUUUUCAAUGGUGGUAACCUCAAACUUCAAAGUGUCUCUAUAUAAAUGCAACGCUGCUCUAUUAGACUUUCUAACAUGUAAAGAAACAUAUUGACCACCAAAGGAUUCACACAAUGCAUACAACGAAUGACGCAUUAACUUUCCCGCCAACCCCAAUCUUCUAUAAGUUCUCAUGACUGACAAGGAGGUUAUAUGUCCAUGAGGAGUUUUGUCUUCGGCUUCUGGAUCGUCUUCCAUUUUGGCCAACACAUACCCUACUAUCUUCUCACCCUUUUUGAUAUAGGCUGUGUCACCUUUGGGGUCUUUGACGGUCACGGUGUCCAAACUUAUUUCAUCAUCCCAUUCUUCUAUUUCAUCAAAUGUGGUUGCCACAAAGCUACCUUGGGGCCAUGAUAAAGCGUGGUACAUGUAGUAUUUUGUCAAGUAAUUUUCAGGCAAGUUGUGCAAGUUGGCGUUUUGUAUGGCCUGGAUAUCAUAGAUAUCUGCCUGUCGAAUCGUAAUCCCCAUUUUUCUUCGCUGUUGUUGGGCUAUUUACAGAUGUUUCAACGGUUGGAGAAGUUGUCGAGGUAU
Messenger RNA from Yamadazyma tenuis ATCC 10573, 1580 nucleotides. RefSeq lists its product as uncharacterized. Gene Ontology annotation, cellular component: nucleolus. The record is from RefSeq and is a predicted model, not a curated record. Gene Ontology annotation, molecular function: RNA binding. NCBI's taxonomy places the organism in Eukaryota, Fungi, Ascomycota, Pichiomycetes, Serinales, Debaryomycetaceae.